This is a messenger RNA of Aspergillus tanneri, 2715 nucleotides long. It is a transcript of the gene mfp, whose product is annotated as putative peroxisomal multifunctional beta-oxidation protein (MFP). The record is from RefSeq and is a predicted model, not a curated record. The coding region runs from base 1 to 2715 and encodes 904 amino acids. Lineage: Eukaryota; Fungi; Ascomycota; Eurotiomycetes; Eurotiales; Aspergillaceae. The transcript has 7 exons. Gene Ontology annotation, molecular function: oxidoreductase activity.
AUGUCUCAGUCUGAGCUCCGAUUUGACAACCAGACCGUUGUCGUAACGGGUGCUGGUGGCGGAUUGGGCAAGGCAUAUGCUACUUUCUUUGCCUCGCGAGGUGCCAAUGUCGUUGUGAACGACUUGGGCGGAUCUCACUCCGGUGACGGAAAGUCCUCCAGGGCUGCAGAUGCGGUCGUUGAGGAGAUCCGAGCUGCUGGAGGCAAAGCUGUCGCCAACUACGACAGCGUCGAGAAUGGCGAGGCUAUUAUCGCCACGGCUAUUAAGAAUUUUGGUCGCAUAGACAUCCUUCUCAACAAUGCCGGUAUCCUUCGGGAUAUCAGCUUCAAAAACAUGAAGGACCAGGACUGGGAUCUGAUUAACACCGUUCAUACGUAUGGUGCAUACAAGUGUGCAAGGGCUGCAUGGCCUCACUUCCGGAAACAAAAGUAUGGUCGGAUCAUCAACACUGCCUCUGCAGCUGGUCUCUUUGGUAGCUUCGGCCAGGCCAACUACUCCGAAGCUGCCAAACUUGGCCAGGUCGGAUUCACCGAGACUCUCGCUAAGGAGGGCGCCAAGUACAACAUCAUUGCCAACGUCAUCGCCCCUAUUGCUGCGAGCCGUAUGACGGCCACAGUGAUGCCUCCGGAUGUCUUGGAAAACCUUAAGCCCGACUGGGUUGUGCCCUUGGUGGCUGCUUUGGUCCAUUCCUCCAACACAACCGAGUCCGGUGGAAUCUACGAGGUCGGUGGUGGCCAUGUGGCCAAGCUCCGCUGGGAACGAGCCAAGGGCGCACUGCUGAAGACCGAUGCUUCGUUGACUCCUGGUGCUAUCGCCAGGAAGUGGAAUGAUGUCAAUGACUUCUCGAAGCCCAGCUAUCCCACCGGCCCCGCCGACUUCAUGACCCUCUUGGAGGAGGGGCUGAAGCUACCCAGCGCACAGCCGGGACAGGAGCCCAAUUUCAAGGGCAAGGUUGCUCUCGUCACUGGUGGUGGCAAUGGGCUUGGCCGCGCAUACUGCCUCCUGUUCGCUAAGUAUGGCGCGGCUGUGGUGGUGAACGAUCUCGUUGACCCCGAGCCCGUCGUCAAGGAAAUUAAGCAGAUGGGUGGACAGGCUGUUGGCAAUAAGGCUUCGUGUGAGGAUGGUGAUGCUGUUGUCAAGUCUGCUAUCGAUGCCUUCGGACGCAUUGACAUCCUGGUCAACAACGCUGGUAUUCUACGUGACAAGGCUUUCACCAACAUGAGCGAUGACCUGUGGAACCCAGUCAUCAACGUCCACCUGCGUGGUACCUACAAGGUGACGAAGGCUGCUUGGCCCUAUAUGCUCAAGCAGAAGUAUGGCCGCAUUGUCAACACUGCUAGCACCAGUGGAAUUUAUGGCAACUUUGGACAAGCCAACUACGCUGCGGCAAAACUCGGUAUCCUUGGUUUCUCCCGUACUCUCGCACUUGAGGGUGCCAAAUAUAACAUCAAGGUCAACACGAUCGCCCCCAACGCGGGUACUAACAUGACCCGUACCAUUAUGCCCGAGGAGAUGGUGCAGGCCUUCAAGCCUGAUUAUGUGGCCCCUAUCGUGGCGCUUCUCUGCUCCGAUCUGCUGCCAGAGCCCGGCACCAAGGGUCUGUACGAGUGCGGCAGCGGCUGGUUCUCGUGCACUCGCUGGCAGCGUACCGGUGGUCACGGAUUCCCCGUGGACGUGAAACUGACUCCCGAGGAGGUUGUCAAGCACUGGAAGGAGAUCUCUAGCUUCGACGAUGGACGUGCUGAUCACCCUGAAGAUGGCCAGGCUGGUACCGAGAAGAUCAUGGCCAACAUGAGCAACCGCAGGGGUGAUGCGUCGGAGGGCGGAAAUGAUAUCCUGAAGGGCAUCGAGAAAGCGAAGCAGGCCUCCAGCGAUGGAUCUGCUUUCGACUAUGUCGACCGCGACGUCAUUCUUUACAACCUGAGCCUGGGAGCCAAGCGCACCGACCUCCCAUUGGUGUACGAGAACAACGAGAACUUCCAGGCUCUCCCCUCCUGGGGUGUGAUUCCGUGGUUCAACACUACUACCCCCUGGAACUUCGAUGACAUUGUGGCCAACUUCUCUCCCAUGAUGCUGUUGCACGGCGAGCAGUACCUGGAGAACCGCAAAUUCCCCAUCCCUACCGCGGCCAAAACAGUGACCUACCCAAAGCUUAUUGACGUAAUCGACAAGGGCAAUGCGGCUGUGGUUGUCACUGGCUUCACGACGAAGGAUGCGAACACUGGCGAGGAUUUGUUCUACAACGAGUCCACCGUAUUCAUCCGUGGAAGCGGUGGCUUUGGCGGAUCGCCCAAGCCUACUGUCGCUCGUCCCAAGGCGGCCGUUGCGGCCUACAAGCCCCCUCAGCGCAAGCCGGAUGCCGUGGUUGAGGAGAAGACCUCCGAGGAUCAGGCCGCGCUGUACCGUCUCAACGGUGACCGUAACCCUCUUCACAUUGAUCCCGACUUCAGCAAGGUGGGCGGCUUCAAGACUCCCAUCCUGCACGGACUCUGCUCUCUGGGCGUUUCUGGCAAGCACGUUUAUAACAAGUUCGGAGUCUUCAAGAACCUCAAGGUUCGCUUUGCGGGCGUUGUCCUGCCGGGCCAGACCCUGAAGACGGAGAUGUGGAAGGAAGGUAAUGUGGUUCUGUUCCAGACCACCGUGGUGGAAACGGGCAAGCCUGCCAUCACCGGAGCUGGCGCUGAGCUGCUGGAGGGCGCAAAGGCGAAGUUGUAA